AUGAAGCUGGCCGAAGGAGGCUACAACAAGGUCUUCCGUUUUAUCAUGAAUGAUGGCAAGACAGUGCUUGCCCGGAUACCAAACCCCAACGCCGGCCCAGCGUUCUAUACAACUGCAUCCGAAGUCGCUACCAUGGAGCUUGCCCGAGAUUUCCUUCAAAUCCCCGUGCCUCGAGUCCUUGAUUGGAGUGCCACGUCAAACAACGCCGUUGGCUCGGAAUACAUUAUUAUGGAAGAAGCAUCUGGCAUACAGCUUGGAGUCAUCUGGGAUCAGCUGAAUCCGGACAAAAAGCUCUCCAUUAUGCGGCAGAUACUGACGCUCGAGUCAAAGAUGCUUGGGGUGUCGUUUUCUCACUUUGGUAGUAUAUACUUCGCGAGCGAUCCAGUGGAAAGUGCAGUUCCGGCACUGCUCACCAACGGCGCUUCCUCCGAACUGAAAGAGAGAGUCUGCAAGAAGUUCAGUAUUGGGCCCACCGUCGAGCGAAGCUUUUGGAAGAAGGAACGCUCGUCAAUGCAGAUCUCGCGGGGACGAACGCCCCAAGAAUAUGCGCUAAGUGUUGGCCGGCGUGAACUGGAGUGGAUCAAACGUUUUGCCAUCUCGAAACUACCAAGCGAAGCUACUCUCAUUUCUUCAGCCCCCCAAAAUAGUCCACAAGCACAUCUGCAGCUGCUGGAGAAGUAUCUCCAAGUGGCGCCUGCUAUGAUGAACAUUGACUCCGUCCUCACUCGCCCCACGUUGUGGCACGGAGACCUCCUUUCAUCGAAUCUGUUUGUUGACGAUGGCCAGAUUACGGCCGUCAUCGACUGGCAGGGCUUGUGGGCAGGGCCGCUCUUCCUUCAAUCCCAACCCCCACCGAUCGCGGACUACGCAGGCAGCAUUCUCCUUCAACGACCCGGCAAUUUCGACGAUCUGGGCCCGGAGCAGCAAGCGGAGAUCAAGCACAAAAUCUUCAAAUCGACGCUAUAUCAGCUCUACCUGCUGAAGACCAAAGAGCGGAACCCUUUGAUGACCUCGUCUCUUCCCAAUCUGAUCUUUCAUCUCAGACACUGGCCCGAACUGGGUAUCCAGGGCGAAUGCCCCUAUCACUUCACGCAAGAUGAACCACAUAGCCACGCCGCCGAUGCCGAGGGCUGGAACGAGGUGCAGGAGUUCUUUGACGGUAUCGAAGGUCUUGUGAAACGGGAUGGCUGGACAUCCCCCGAUACGUUCGACGCCGCCUUCAGCUUCUUUUCCGAACUGCGAGAACGGGGCCUCAAGAGAGCGCUCGACAGACAGACUCGUUGGGCGAGAAAGCAGAAUGGGUGA
Molecule: messenger RNA, 1305 nt
Organism: Aspergillus japonicus CBS 114.51
Lineage: Eukaryota; Fungi; Ascomycota; Eurotiomycetes; Eurotiales; Aspergillaceae
Exons: 5
Coding region: 1-1305 (434 amino acids)
Cellular component (GO): mitochondrion
Source: RefSeq, a predicted model, not a curated record